Messenger RNA from Eriocheir sinensis (Chinese mitten crab), 5881 nucleotides. Its product is annotated as insulin receptor-like. Gene Ontology annotation, biological process: cell surface receptor protein tyrosine kinase signaling pathway; protein phosphorylation; positive regulation of kinase activity. NCBI's taxonomy places the organism in Eukaryota, Metazoa, Arthropoda, Malacostraca, Decapoda, Varunidae. Gene Ontology annotation, cellular component: signaling receptor complex. The record is from RefSeq and is a predicted model, not a curated record. The transcript has 29 exons. Bases 441 to 4766 code for a protein of 1441 amino acids. Gene Ontology annotation, molecular function: ATP binding; transmembrane receptor protein tyrosine kinase activity; protein binding.
GCGGUUCAGUCAGUGCGGGCCAGGCCGUGGUGAAGGUGUGUUGCAGCGCCACCACUUGGCUGAGACCUUUGUUCCGUGUGUGGGCGGUGCCAAGCACCACGCCGCGACUCUAUAAGCAUGUGCUCAGCAAAGGUGUUUUAAGAAAGGAAUUUAUAGUUUAAGGCAACUGUUCUGAGAAAUAUUACUAUAUGAAAAUAAACCGAGAAAGUCAAUAUGAGGCAGUGGGGACAACACUAUUAACAUAACAAAGGACAGAACUGUGCUGCGAAUUGUCAACAGACAUAGUUUACUUGUUAUUCACGGCAAAGCUUUAUGCGAUACUACAACACUCAAUACUGCCAAGAUCUACCUUUGCUGGCAUAUGCCAUUCCCCUCCGCAUUGAGCCUUAAGAACUUGAAGCAAAACAUUACUAGGUAAUCCAAGAGACUCCACUAAUGAAAUGAUUCCGAGAACCUCAAACGGCCAGGGCCAUCGCGAGUGCUAUGACGGGGAGCAACGCGAAGGAGGAACCUUGCAAAGGCUUGCCCAGGAGGUCUCUAAGAUGAGGGUGGCGGUGAUGACGGCGGCGGCCCUGGCGGUGGUGACGGUGGUGGUGAUUGUGGUGAUAGCAGACAGAAACAAACUCCUACAUCCACAUAUCCCUGCUGAUGGCAAAAUCUGCAAGAGCGUGGAGGUGACGGGGGACGCCAGGCUCUUGAAGGAGUACGCCUCAUGCGUCACCAUCGAGGGGAACCUGCGCAUCCAACUCAUCGAAUAUAACAACAAAAACGACCCACUGCUCGGCCUCCCCAACCUCGUCCAGGUGACCGGCUACGUGAUCAUCUACAGACUCUCGUACCUACAGACUCUGCGCCACCUGCUGCCGCGCCUAGCUGUCAUCAGAGGCCAAGAACUGUUCCACGGCUACUCCCUCGUGAUAUUUGGUAACAUCAUCUUGCAAGAGGUAAAUCUGUGGAACCUGACCCACGUGCUGGCCGGGGCGGUGAGGGUGGAGAAGAACCUUUGCCGAGGUCCUCCCCACCGAUGGGAACUGCUGUCACUCUCCCCGAGUCUCAACGUGAUCCAGGACUACGGCGUGUGUUUCUACCCGAUGUGUGAGGAGCAGAAGAAUUGUGAUAACGUCACCUCGCCUCUCCACACCCACUGUACGACCUACGGGGGGUGCUACCAAGGUCCCCAGUGCCACUCGGAGUGCGCGGGAGGGUGCUACGCCCCCCAUGAUCCCCAAGCUUGUGUGGCCUGCAGAAACUACCUCGACGGCGACACCUGCGUCCCAGACUGCUCGGCGUCCCUCACUAACAAAGUCCAUCACCUGGGGUACCGAUGCAUCCGAGAGGACGAGUGUGCCACGGAGCCGUGGACGCGGAAAACAGAGAUGGGGAGCGACGGAGUUGAACAAGUGUUUUGUGUUCGUUGUAACGACAACUGCUACGGGAAGUGCCAUGGGACGAAGGUCACCACAGCAAACCUGGGCCGUAAGCUGAGGAACUGCCGGUGGUUGGAGGGAAACUUGGAGAUCAUGGUGUCGGGAGGUCGAAACUUGAUGCAGCAGCUGGAGGACAGCCUGGGACAGCUGGAACUGGUGACAGGUUACCUGAAGGUGUACAGCUCCGACACUCUGUUUUCCUUGAACUUCCUCAGCAGCUUGAAGGUGAUCGGUGGCGAGGAGCUGGUGCACGGCCGGUACGCCCUGUACGUGCUGGACAACGAGAAGCUGCAGGAACUGUGGGAUUUGAACCACGACAACCGCAGCCUCAGCAUCACCAAGGGAAAGCUCUUCUUCCAACAUAACCCGAGCCUGUGCAAGGAGCUGAUCCGUGAGCUGGCCAUCAAGGGGGGAAAGAACCCAGACGAGGAUGUCCAUAUGUCGCCCGCAGAGGACACGGGGCCAUGCUACAAGGAAAACCUGGAGGUGCGCGUGUCUCCAGCUGAAAGGAGACUUAACGUGUCCUGGAAAUACCAAUUCUACGGCAAGGAUGAUCGCUUCGUCAUCGGCUACUACUUGUACUACAGGGAGGCUCCCCAGGAUGUCACACUUUAUCAAGGCCGCGACGCCUGCAACGACAACGUGGUGUGGGAGAGAGAGUUUAGAAAGUACGAGAGGAACAAAACCUAUAAAGUUAUACUGGACAAACUGAAACCAUACACGCAAUAUGCUGUCUACGUCGACGUCUAUUACACCGACAGUAUAAAAAACGCCAGUCGCUCCUCCAUCAACUACAUAAGAACAACGGUCAGCAAUCCUUCCCCAGUUCGCAAUCUGAGGGUGGAGCCGCAGAAGAACUCCUCCACCUUGAACGUGUUGUGGCUGCUUCCUGGGGUGGCAAAUGGUCCCCUUAACAUUUACGAGAUUAAGUAUGCCCGGCUGAAGCACACCUCCCCGGGCUCACGAUACAGGGACCGUGACGACGUGUGUGACGACGUUAAGUACGAGCAGCACCGGGAGGCCUCACACAUUGAGCCAGCCGGCGGGGAGGAAGAGGACGUGGAAACACGUUGCUGUAACUGCUCCAACUCCGCCAGCCGCUCCAUGGAGGACAGAAUGUUUGACCGACAACUGGAUAUUAACUUCGAAAAUUAUGUAUGGCAAAGUGUGCUUUGUAAAAGAGUCAUUGUUGAUGAUGGCAAUGGAUCAACUACAACACCGGCCACCUCUAGUGCAUCUACCGCCCCCACCACCGCCACGCCCCUCGGCCCAGCAGCUGCUGCUGACCUAGGAGAAAAACACACCAGGCGGCGACGGCUUAGGAGCGUGUCCAUUCCCCCGACAGGAACACACAGCAGACUGGCAGUGAAAACAAUGGAUUCCGAAGACGAGAAUGAGGUAUGCAAGGAAGUCAAUGAAACUACUUCGGAGGGAACAACUGAGGAGUGUGACAAGAAGACCGUGACGACCUCCGCCACCCGCGUCACGCUCACGGGGCUGCGGCACCUCACGACCUACAGGGUGUGGGUGAGGCCGUGCCAUCACGAGGGGAGGAACUGCGGCGACUGGUCCGUCCUGGAAGUGACAACGUCAGCUAAUAUGUCUGUGUACAGGAUACAAAAUUUGAAGGUGAAAGAAGUGAACGAAAAUGAAACAAAUCAGCUGCCGGCGACAGUGACGCCCAACAACAGCAACCCAAGGCACUCCCUGCCCCCAAAGGCUGCCACGUCACUGGGCACCACACUGCUCGUCAGCUGGGGGCCGCCGCCGGUCCCCAGAGGUGACUCCCUGGCCUACAUCAUCCGAUAUCAAUGGGAAGGCGGACUGGAGAAAAAGCAAUGUGUGUUGGAGGACGAUGCUCGCCGCAACGACUACACACUUUUGCUGAAGGGGAUGAAGCUUCGCAACUUUUCCUUGAAGAUUAAACUUCGCACUCGAAACGGAGAUGGACCCUUAACCACCUUUAAUGACCCAGUUCAAGAAGACAAUAUCUACUGGAUUGUUUUCAUCCCGUUUCUGUGUAUUGCGAUGCUGGGAAUUUGCAUCAUGGAGGUGGCCUUGUGGCUGAAGCGGCGGCGGAUAGCGGCGGAGACCACCCACACCAGAGGCUAUGGAGAGCUGCUGCUGCGACAAUUCCUGCCCCUCCUGGAGAAGAGUUCCAUCAUUGACAGAGACGCUUUGAAGGUUGACCUCGAUUGUGAGCUGGGCAAAGGAAAUUUUGGCAAGGUGUACCGAGGCAAGCUGACGCUGUCCUCAGGGAAGGAGCAGUUGGUGGCGGUGAAGACCCACAUCAAUGCAACGAUUCGGUACAAGAGGCGGUUCCUGGAGGAGGUCGUCGCCAUGAAAGGUAUACAAUCAAACUUCGUGGUGCGUCUGAUCGGCAUCGUUAACAGCUACGAGCCCUUAUACGUUGUGAUGGAGCUGAUGGACAACGGCGACCUCAAGAGCUUCCUCAUGAACGCGGCACCGCUCUCUGACGAGAAAAUGAGACAAAUGGCGGUGGAGGCGGCGGACGGGAUGGCUUACUUGGGGUCCAAAAAGCUGGUGCAUCGCGACCUGGCGGCGCGCAACUGCAUGCUGGACAAAGGACUCACGCUCAAGAUAGGGGACUUUGGGCUGGCCAGACACGUCACGAAGGAGUACUACAUUCAGAAGAGAAAGGGAGACCUGCCAGUGCGGUGGAUGGCUCCGGAGUCCCUGAAGGUUUACCGCUACUCUGCAAAGUCUGAUGUGUGGAGCUACGGCGUGCUGCUGUGGGAACUUGCCACAGGCGGUCUUAAACCAUAUGAGGACUUCAACAACAAGGAAGUGAUCGACUACGUCCUGUCUCAGAAGACGCUGAGCCCUCCCGAAGAUGGCCCAAAAAUACUUCAUCACAUCAUGAAGGAGUGCUGGGACUUCUGCCCCAAGAAACGACCAACCUUCAAACGCAUUGUGAAACGCCUCCUUCCACAGACCCCAGAGAGAUAUCAGGAGUACUUCCAGGGGGUGUCCUUCUACAGUUCCAGUUCUUGUGACUCUGAGAACCCUAACGAUAUCGACGAAGGCUUCAACGCCAGCGGGUCAAGUCAGGAAGACGUGGAGGCUGAGCAUUCUUGUUCGUCCUCCUCCCGCGAGCAGGAUAUUCAUUUCAGCAGAGAAGACUUUGACAGCCAAAGCAACGAGGAUGACAUUGCCGUGGACGACGACCUGGUCUGCCUCACCCCUGCGGAGCCUCCUGAGAGGUCAUCGUGUACCCCGCUGUCCUGUCUCACCGGCCAGGUGGGUCGCCUUAUUCCAGCCAAUGACGCCACCAACAGGACGCUGCUCUUCCGCACACCUUGCCUAGCGGAGACCUAACUGUCCCCACUCAUUGCUACCUUAAACUGGCUGCGGCAAGAGUUGUUCUUCCUACGCUACUCAUCAUAGGUCGAGUCAGCCGAUGCAGACAAUAUGCAUAACCAUGUUAAAGCUUUCCCAUUAUAGAAUAAGUUAACAUUGUGGUUGGUGCUGUGAAUUAUUGUCUGUAAGCAUUAUCUUCUGAAGUAUGUGCAUGAGUAUUUUCAAGUGGUACAUGCUUUUCAACGAGGUGUAAGGGUCACGCUAGACUGUGCCUGAGAAGGGUGGAGAAUGUCGCUUGAUCGCACAUCGGUAUUUCUCUUCAGUGCCUGGUAGGGUCUCGUCUAAAAAGUAAGCUAUUAUAUGAAAAAGGUAAAGUUGGAGGCAUACGCUAUAACUGCGUGUGGCCUCAAUGCUCAUUUCCGUCCCAUUGGUCCUUGAAUCUGUGAUAGGUGAGAACCCUUUACCCUGCGACACAGGACAAGUGCAACAUGAGUUACCACAGUUUCCCAGGUUUCCCAGGUACCCAUUUAUCGACCAGGUGGAGGUCGAGUGGUCAGCGUGCGGACAUGGUGAUCCCGAGGACCCGGAUGUAAGUCCUACCGCAAGAUGCUGUCAGUUUUCAACCAUCGCCGAGUGGCGGAAGAUUACCCACAUGCUGUACAGCUCUUCAAUCAACCCAUACUUUAGCUAUUUCGGACCAAGCAAGUCAUAUCUCACGACAGCUACUUAAGAUAAAAUUCGCCCGCGCCGCAAACGAGCUGGGGCAAUCCACCGUCCCCUCAAGAGAGCCUACCGGCGCCAUGGGCAGCACAUGAGAAAAAAGCCCGAAAAGAGGAACCAAUAGCUGGGUGGGAUUCGCAUCGACUGUCAAGACCGGGAUUCGAACCCAAGGCCGCUGACUCGUAGCUAGGCAUACUAACCACUUAACCACAGAGGCGCUAAACAUGUUAAUGAUGGCAAUUGAUUGAUUGGCUGGGGUGUUCCAUCACACCACCGCAACUACCAUAGUCAUAUGGUGCUAUAUAAUGAUGGCAAAUCAAAUACUAUUUGAUGCCUUGAGUGGUACACAUAGCUAACAUUUUCUUCUUUGUCAGGUCACAUACUUCUAAAAAGGAAGACAAACAUUUUAACAA